This is a messenger RNA of Sphaeroforma arctica JP610, 2088 nucleotides long. RefSeq lists its product as hypothetical. Lineage: Eukaryota; Ichthyosporea; Ichthyophonida. The transcript has 4 exons. The record is from RefSeq and is a predicted model, not a curated record. The coding region runs from base 1 to 2088 and encodes 695 amino acids.
AUGAGGUGUCCGCAUGUGACAAUAUCAAAUAACAACGCGCGCCUGAGCAGAUCGGCGGUACAGCGCUUCAUCACAUGGGCGACACUCAGGGGAAGCACGGAGCAGCCAACACAGAAACUAUCACUGGCAGAGACCCUUCGGAAGGGCCGCACGGUCAGUGUCAUGGGCAACAACCGCGACAACUCACACACCCGCGACAAUCUACUACGAACACACGACGCCGACACAGACGCCAACAAGACCGACAAGGAGCGCAGGUGGAGUCCGCUGACGGGACAGUCUAAGACCGACAUGGCCAAACAACGCACGCGCAAGGUGCUGAACCGGCUCAGCAACCACGGGACCAGCAACAAGGACAGCCACACGGAGGAGGGGGGUGGUGUGGGGGGUAGUGUGAAGGAUGCAGACGCGUCCUUUGGGCUGCACAAGAAUAGUGUGCUGGCCAAAAGUGCGCGCACGCCCGUGUUGGAUCAGAGCCUCACGGCGGCGUAUCAGCGGCAGAAGAGUAUGAGUCAUCUGGAGAAGAUGCGGGGCAGGUUUACCAAGAGCAAGAGCGCUGUAGACAUCAAGCAAGCGCUGUCCAGCAACUCACUACACGUGGACAGAGAUGCGGAGGGGGUGUCCAUUAUCAACCGAAAGUCUCUGCGCGCCAUGGGCCGCAGGUGGAAGUCUCCCCCAGCGCGUAGGGCCGAACCCACAUCUGAGCAAGCCAUCGCGGACGCGAGCAAAGACUCUCGGCUGGGCAUAGUACUGUUGGAAGAGGAUAACUUGGCGUCGGAUAUGGACAUAGCUUACCUCAACACCCAUGAGAGUCUGACCAGACAACCCGAGCACCCGCACACGCCCCGACCGGUCAAUAACAACAGCAAGUACCAACCCCAACCACCCCACAGCGACCGAGACCUGGGGGCUGAGGUGAGCGCGUACAGGCGUAAGAGCAGCAGCAAGACAAAGGACAAGGACAAAGACAAAGCUAAGCUCAGGCAGUCGUUCCGACUCACCCGGACGAAAACCAGCGAUUCCGCACACCGGCGAUCUAGUUCUGAGGGGGAGAUGAUGUCACUCAAAGACUUCUUCCAGCCCAAACGGUCAACCACCCCCGGUGCAACCACUACCAGCACGGGCGCAAACUCGAGUCUCAAAGCAACCAACACAUACACACACACCUACGACACGCAAUUCAACCCUGCAUGCCGCAGCAUACAACGCUCCCACACAGCAGAGGCCCAGAGCCCCGCGAGCACACCCACCCACCCACGCAAAGUCAAGCGCAGCGGAAGUUCACUCCACCUCUUCUCGCGCGCACACACCGCCGGCGACAAGUCCAAGUCUCCGCAGUCCUAUAAGUCUCCGCGUUCACCAACGGCCAGCAGUCCCUUGUCCGCGUGCGAUAUGCGGCCCGGAAUACCGCGCAGCCUCACGCCGGAUUCGCUGUCCGCGGCGACGCGCGACGCCUUUGAUCCGUUCGCGUUGUCGUUCAAGUACCCGCACGCACAUCAGCUCAGCAACAGCAGCAGCACAGUGCACACGACCACCAAACAUGCAGGUCACCCCGAUACAGAGGCACAGCAAGCCAUGCGCAGACGCACUCACUCGGCCCAGUUGGCGGCCAGUAGAACCACCUCCGCACCUCAGGGCCAACUCAGCUACGUUAAUGUGGGGACCCUGGGGAUAUGCGCCGAGGGUAUUGGGACGGAGAGUGAGGAGAGUGUGGCCACCAACUUCGACCAUAGCACGGAUGAUCUGAGCUUCACCAAGGCUCGCCCGCGCAGGAGGGCUGUGAUCUCUGCGGAAGGUUUGGACGCACUUAUAGGCUCGUAUAGGGACACCGUGGCCCGGGGGGUGGCGGAAAAUACGGCGGAGGACAGGGCCAGGUAUCACCAUGGCAACCACGGGGCCGGUGCGCCUGUGAGAAAGUACGGACGGGCGAAUGUGCUGGAGCAUGCACAUACGCAUUCGCCACAUACACAUUCACACGCACACGCGCGUACCGAGGACUUGGUGGGGGUCAAUGAGAUUGAGGAGGUGGAUACGAGCGACUCGGAGACCGAGAUAUGGUACAGUACCACCGAAGGGCAGCCAUUCUGA